Podarcis muralis (Common wall lizard) is the source of this 2819-nucleotide messenger RNA. The record is from RefSeq and is a predicted model, not a curated record. Lineage: Eukaryota; Metazoa; Chordata; Lepidosauria; Squamata; Lacertidae.
GCCAGAAGGAGGCGCUCCCUGAAGGCGCGGCUGCUGGCGCCGGGCAUCCUGGGCCAGGGAACCCGCGCCGGGUCUUGCAGGCUGCCGGCUCCGGCACUCUCCAUCUGCCCUCGGCGGGGCCAUCCUGCCGGCGCGCUCCCUGCAUCCCUCUCUCCAUCCCCCGCAUCUGGUACCCAUCGCCUGGCAACCUCCAUCCUCCAUCCUCUGCGGAUGCUCCGCUCUUGCCCCGCCGACCUCGAGCCCUAGAACCGCCGGGAUAUUUUUCCUCUUCCCUCCUCGGGGGGCUUUCUUCACAUGCAGCGCCCGGCUGAGAGGGGCUCGCCGCUGUAUCCCCCCACCCCACUCCAAGCUGCGAUGCCCACGGUGGGCGUGGGCCGCCCAUCCCCCAGCGGAGCAGCCUCGCUGCCCGGCAGCGCCCAAGCCGCCCUCUUUGGCUUCUAGAGAGAUCUGCAAGGGCGAUAGAGGAGCGGCGCUGUGGGGAGGGGGGGGGCAGAGGACAGGAGAGCCCCCCGGGGGACGCGCACCCCGUGCAACAUUAACUCUUUGUCCGCCGCCGCCGCGGAGGGAUUGCAGACGGGAGAGAUGAUGGUCGCCGCUGGUUGAUUUUAUUAUACAUUAAACGUGCGCGUAUAUCUUCUCUGCUAUCCGGGGCUGCUAACCCAACGAGAGAGGAAAAGGUGUUUUCUGGGGUCCCCUGGAUGGCCGCUGCCUUUGCGAAGAGAAACCUCUGAGCAGUUUUGCAAGCUCCACGCCCUGGUGGAGAGAGAGAGAUCGAGAGAAAGGGAGAGAGAAAGAGAUCCCUUCCCCCAUCUCCAUCUUCCUCAUUGGAGACCAGCUGAAGGAAAGCAGAAGGAAUCCCUCCGUCGGAUGGCUCCCAGGGCUUGAGGAUCGCUUCCGAAAGGUGAACCUAGGAAGACCUUGCAGGAAGGAGAUGGGCUUUCCUCUUUGUUCUGGACAGCAUCGUUUCAGGAUGUGAAGCGGCGGGCACCUCUCCUGGCGCAGCGGCGGCGGCGGCGAGAAGACCGCUGCCUGGGGACCUCCAGCCCAUCUUUUGCACCGGGAGCCUGGCAGAAGGCAGCGAGGCUGGCGCGGUGGGCUUCGAACUCCCCUCUCCCCGCUCUGUAGCUCUACAGAUCUUAUUUCAUCGCAGGGGAUUUUGGCCAACCGGGGUGCCAAUGGGCACGCUGCCUGGCGUCCCUGGCGGUGCAGUGCUCUCAUCCGAACGGGCACACCGGUUUCCCCGAUGGGAGCCGGGCUGCCAGUUCUAGGGACUUGGAGGAACUGGGAUGGAUGGUGGAGCAGCUGCCCUAGGAACCGGCCGCCGUGGGGAGUGAACCCCAACGCCUAUGGGUCCCUGGAGCUGCAGAGCAAGUUCCUCCCUCUGACGGCAGCACCAUGGAGCGGCUCCUGCUCUGCGUCCUGGUGGUGCUCAGCACCAGCCUGGCCUGUGCCCAGCUGUGCCCCAAGCGCUGCAUGUGCCAGAACCUCUCUCCCUCCCUAGCCAUCCUCUGCACCCGGACCGGCCUCCUCUUUGUGCCCACCGUCAUCGACCGGCGGACGGUGGAGCUGCGCCUGACGGACAACUUCAUCACCGUCGUCCGCCGCAAGGACUUCUCCAACAUGACCAGCUUGGUCCACCUCACCCUCUCCCGCAACACCAUCAGCCAGAUCCUGCCCUACGCCUUUGCUGACCUCCGCAGCCUCCGCGCGCUACACCUGGACAACAACCGCCUGCUGUUGAUCGGCGCCGAGCAGCUGAAGGGGCUGCCCAACCUGCGACACCUCAUCCUCAGCAACAACCAGCUCCAGGACAUCUCUCCCGGAGCUUUCGACGACUUCGCUGGCACCCUGGAAGACCUGGACCUCUCCUACAACAACCUGGUGCAGGUCCCUUGGGACACCAUCCGCCGGCUCAACAACGUCAACUCCCUCAACUUGGACCACAACUUGAUUGACUACGUCCCCGAGGGGGUAUUCACUAACCUCCUCAAGCUGGCCCGAUUGGACAUGACGUCCAACAAGCUGAAGAAGAUCCCCCCAGACCCUCUUUUCCUCCGCAUCCCCGUCUACGCCAAAUCCAAGGGGUCUCCUCUGUCCUCGCUGGUCCUCAGCUUUGGCGGCAACCCUCUGCACUGCAACUGCGAGCUGCUGUGGCUGCGGAGGCUCACCCGCGAAGACGACUUGGAGACCUGCGCCUCUCCGCCGGACCUGCUGGGGAAAUACUUCUGGACCAUCCCGGAGGAGGAGUUCAUCUGCGAGCCGCCAGUCAUCACCCGCUACACCGGCCGGCUGGUGGUGACGGAAGGCGAGGAGGCGGUUCUGCGGUGCCGCGGUGUGGGCGACCCUGAGCCCUCCAUCCACUGGGUCUCGCCGGAAGGCAAAGUGGUGGCCAACACCUCCCGGACGACGUCCUACGAGAACGGCACGCUCGAGGUGCUCAUUGCCACCGUCCAGGACACCGGGGCCUUCACCUGCAUCGCCUCCAACGCCGCCGGCGAGGCCACCACGUCCAUCGAGCUGGUGGUCAACCCUUUGCCGCACCUCGCCAACGGCACAGCCCCCAAGCUCCCUGAGGCGGCAGGGCCCUCGGAUAUCUUGACUCCGGCUAAGGGCGCCCUCCCCGCCGGUGCCAACGAAACGGGGGCCUCUCAGGACAAGGGGGUGGCGGCCUCAGAGGUGUCUGCCUCCUCAGUGCUGAUCCGCUGGUACCCGCAGUGGCAUGUGCCCGGGAUUCGGAUGUACCAGAUCCAAUACAACAGCUCCUCGGACGAUACCUUAGUGUACAGGUGAGCAUCGCGGGGUCUCCGUAAGCGGCCGUU